UAUGAUUGUGUAUAUUGUAGCUAUAUAGAGCAUCCUGCAAAUUUUUAGAAAAUUUUGAAUAGUUUACAGUAUCGAAAACUAGGUUCAAACAUGUUGGUUUCCACACGGAUAAAAAAAAUUAGUUACGCGUGCAACAACAUGUUUGAACUUAGUUUUCGGUACUAUAAACUAUUCGGAAUUUUCUGAAAAUUUGUAAGAUGCCCUAAAUAGCUACAAUAUACAUGGUCAUAAAAAAAAUUGCACUGCAAACUAUUCACAGGUCGAGAACACUGAGAGCCCCACCGAUAGGACUUAAAGUGAAGUCGUUAGGAGAAUUCUACUAUAUAUAUAACUAUAUAUAUAAUAUCUAUAGAUGCAUAUAGAGAGAAACAGAUAGAGGUAGAGAUAGCUUCCAAUAAUAUGGCUAUGGUGAUAGUUGGGAUGGUUAUAUUUGCUUUAUUAGUUCUUGUGAUUCAUCAUUGGUGGCGACAUAGAAACGCAAUAAUCAUGAAUUGGCCGAUCUUGGGCAUGCUGCCGAUGCUGCUGUAUAACGUCCCACGCAUGCAUGACUUCGCAACAGAGCUUAUGAGGAGAAGUGGGGGCACAUUUGAGUUCAAAGGCCCUUUGUUUAGUGGCAUGGAUUUCAUAAUCACAUGCGAUCCUUUGAAUCUUCAACACAUCACCACCACUAAAUUCUCUAACUAUCCUAAAGGAAAAGAAUUCAGGGAGGUGCUUGAUGUUCUCGGAGAUGGGAUUCUCAAUGUUGAUUCUGAUUUAUGGAGACUUCAAAGAAAAAUGUUUCAAAUCUGGACUCGAAGGCAUCUUAAUUUUGAUUCAUUUGUUGCAACGACUCUCCACCGAAAGGUCGUCAAUGACUUAAUCCCAUUUCUUAAUCACGCCACUGAAACUAUAACUGAGGUUGAUCUACAAGUAACAUUGCAACGAAUGAUCACAUUUGAUAAUGCAAUUCUAUUCAUUUUUGGGCUGGAUCUUGCUUCUUAUUCAUUUAAAUCACCCAAACUCGAAUACCAAAAGGCAUUUAAUGAGAUUCAAGAGGCAGUGUUUCAACGACAUAUUUUACCAAAAAGCUAUUGGAAGUUGCAAAGAUGGUUACAAGUCGGAACUGAGAGAAAGCUCAGAAUAGCACGAGAAAAGUUCGAUGAAUUCAUAUUCCAAUGCAUCUCGCUAAAACGAGAACAAAUGAGGCACACAAAUAAUGAAACUAAUAACGAAGAAGCUAAUUUUGGUAUGUUAACAGUUUACAUGGAAGAAAAAGAGAAACCAUAUUCAGAUAAGUUUCUCAGAGACGUGGCAUUUAGCUUUCUGGCGGCGACAAGGGACACUUUGACCGCUGGACUGUGUUGGUUCUUUUGGCUUGUGGCGACUCACCCUGAUAUAGAGAUCAAAAUUCUUGAAGAAAUGAAAGAGAAAUUGGCAGGUAAUUGUAAUAAUUUAAAUUAUAAUUUCAAUAGUGAAGAAUUGAGUAAGUUGGUGUAUCUACAAGCAGCAAUAUAUGAAACAUUUCGUCUCUAUCCAUCGGUGCCUUUCAACCAUAGAACUCCAACUAAAGCAGACGUUUUUCCAAGUGGUCACCAUGUAAAGCCAAAGCAAAUGGUGUUGACGUCUGUUUACUCAACGGGGAGAAUGGAAGAGGUUUGGGGAAAAGACUGUUUGGAGUUCAAGCCAGAGAGAUGGAUUUCAGAGCAAGGAGAGUUUGUUUAUGUACCACCUCACAAGUUUCCAGCCUUUCACAUUGGACCAAGGACUUGUUUGGGUAAGGACAUGACUUUGAUUCAGAUGAAAGUCAUGGCCCUCACUAUUCUUAAAAAUUACCAUUUUCAUGUUGUGGAAAGACAUCCAGUAUCUCCUAAUUUAACCAUCACCAUUAACAUGAAAUAUGGACUCAAAAUGAGGAUUUCUAAAAGAUCUUGAAAAUGACAUAUCGAGAUCAGAGUUGCUUGAGUUCUUAUGUUUAUGUGUCUUUUAAUAAGAUAGUUAUAUGGUAUUAAUUGUUGUACUCAAUCUAGUGUACGUACGUAUAUGUUGGAAACAAAUAUCUAAUGCCAAUAUACAUAAUAUAAAUUUAUGUGUAUUAAUUGGAAUAAACCCUUAAAAUAAAAAGUUGUUCUAUUAUUUGUAUUUCUAA
Humulus lupulus (European hop) is the source of this 2125-nucleotide messenger RNA. Its product is annotated as alkane hydroxylase MAH1-like. Lineage: Eukaryota; Viridiplantae; Streptophyta; Magnoliopsida; Rosales; Cannabaceae. The coding region runs from base 400 to 1911 and encodes 503 amino acids. The record is from RefSeq and is a predicted model, not a curated record. The transcript has 2 exons. Gene Ontology annotation, molecular function: iron ion binding; oxidoreductase activity, acting on paired donors, with incorporation or reduction of molecular oxygen; heme binding.